UUUUCUUCUAAGCUUUCUUCAAUUUCCCAUUCGAUCCUUAAUCACGCGGUUCUGGAGUUUCGCAAUGGCAACGACGUCGUUGAAUGAGGCGGAGUUCGAGUAUUUGUUUAAGCUGCUCAUGAUCGGCGACUCCGGCGUCGGCAAGAGCACGCUCCUCUUGAGUUUCACCUCCAAUACCUUUGAAGAUCUCUCCCCCACAAUUGGUGUGGAUUUUAAAGUGAAGCAUGUUACUCUUGGCGGUAAAAAGCUGAAGCUGGCAAUAUGGGACACAGCUGGACAGGAGAGAUUUAGAACUCUUACUAGUUCGUAUUAUAGAGGAGCUCAAGGCAUAAUCAUGGUGUAUGAUGUAACGCGACGUGACACAUUUACGAAUUUAUCUGAUAUAUGGGCUAAAGAAAUUGACCUGUAUACCACAAGCCCAGAUUGCAUCAAAAUGCUUGUUGGAAACAAGGUUGAUAAGGAAAGUGAGAGGGUUGUCACCAAAAAAGAGGGGAUAGACUUUGCGAGAGAAUAUGGAUGCCUUUUUCUCGAGUGUAGUGCUAAAACACGAAUAAAUGUAGAGCAAUGCUUUGAGGAACUUGUCCUAAAGAUAUUGGAGACACCAAGUCUCCUGGAGGAGGGCUCAGCAGGUGUAAAAAGGAAUAAUAUCUUUAAACAAAAACCUCAGACUGGUGUGUCAACAAGUGGCUGUUGCUCAUACUGAUUGAACUCUGUGAUAACCGAAUUUAGCUACAUUUCUUUCUCUACAUAUAUUCUUAGUUUCUGCUGAUUGAUAUGUGAUUAACAGCUUAACUCAAAUUGUAAUGUUCUGAGUGAUUUCCCUUAUCAGUGUUUAUCUAUAUUUUAGGAAGUGUAGAUUCAUAUUUUCAGAUCUGAGUUGUAUGUGAAAUUUGUAUUGUUCUUUUCCAUAAUGGUCUUUCGCUGUGCCAAUCAUGAGGUUCUAUGUGAAUUUCUUAUCAUUAAUCUUAUGAUACACAGAUAGUGAAAUUUUUAACUC
Messenger RNA from Argentina anserina (silverweed cinquefoil), 997 nucleotides. Its product is annotated as ras-related protein RABC1-like. Gene Ontology annotation, biological process: vesicle-mediated transport. The transcript has 6 exons. The coding region runs from base 65 to 703 and encodes 212 amino acids. Gene Ontology annotation, molecular function: GTP binding; GTPase activity. Lineage: Eukaryota; Viridiplantae; Streptophyta; Magnoliopsida; Rosales; Rosaceae. The record is from RefSeq and is a predicted model, not a curated record.